GAAGACAAUUCAGACGCGUUCAAACUGUAAGAUGACGAGAAUGUCAGCACGACUCCAACAUCUAGCAGUUCUCUCCUUUGCUGCCGUUCAUCUUCUCUUGGGUUUCAUCUGUCCAGUCAGCAGUCGCAUUUAUCGAACAAAUGAUGCCGUCGUCAUCGAAGUUGAUGAUGUGAAACCGCCUCUUAGCCCCUCUGCCAUGAGAAAUUUCGGCAAUCCCCCAACGAACCCGAUGAUGUACGCAGUCAAUCCGUACACUGGUCUCAUGUCCCAGCCGUACCCAAAUUUUCCGUUCUGGCCUUAUCCGCCUUAUCCGCUCUACAAGCCUGCCAGCAGCUUCUCUGAUGCCGAUGAUGUUACAGCAACUUCCCCUGAAUCCAGGCAGGAGAAUAUUGCCUGUGGUAAGGGACCUGAUGCACCACCUCAACGUAAAACCCCAACGGUUGGCAUCGUCGGCGGAUCCGAUGCCGUGGAGAAUUCCUGGCCGUUUAUCGUGGGGCUGAGGUGGGGAUUCGAUGUGGGUUGCGGAGGAUCGAUCAUUUCCCCGACGAGAAUCCUCACAGCGGCCCAUUGCGUGGAUAGAUUAUCAGCGUUCGAUAUUUCGACGAUGGUUGUAAGUCUUGGCAUGCACACCCAGGGAAAUCUCCCAAAACCAGAACCACAAAACGACGCACAGAUGACGAGGAGAGUCACUCGCGUUGUCUACCACCCAAGUUAUAAUGCAAAGACAGUACAUUUUGACAUUGCCGUCUUGACGGUAGAACCGCCCAUCGUUUACUCAGCUGCCAUUUCACCCGUUUGCUUGCCGCCAUUCAAUAACGCCACUGAUCAAUUCGUGGGUAAAGAUGCUGCCAUUAUGGGAUGGGGAACAUUGGAAUCAGGAGCAAAAGUGCAACCGAAUGUACUUCAGCAAGCUACCGUCCAAAUUAUUCCUAACAAAGAUUGCAAUGCGCAAUAUAAGGGUGUAAUAAUUAGACAGCAACUCUGUGCAAGUGCCCCCGGAAAAGACUCAUGCCAAGGUGACAGUGGAGGUCCACUCGUCGUCCAAGCCAAAGCUGGUUCUACUGAAUGGACCCAGGUCGGCGUCGUCAGCUACGGACGAGGCUGUGCGGUUCCAGAUUUCGCUGGCGUUUACGCGAGUGUGGCAUUUUUCAGGAACUGGAUUGAUACCUACAUGAAAGACUAAACACAACACCGUAAUCUUUGUGAAGCCCUAUUGGUUCAAACGGCACAGCUUGGGCGUUUCAAAUCGGAAAGUAAAAUUUCAAACGGUUGAUUUUAUUGGUCAAUAUUAAAGAAUAGCAUUAUAUUUGUGUGGGAAAACAGGUACGCCAUAUUAUAUAAGGUAUUCAAUAUGCAAUUCAAUAGUAUAUGCUUUGUCUUUUGCUGGGUCCUUGGCGGUCCUUGCACGAUGCUCUAAUGGUUGUGGCUAUACGAAUUCUUAUUGGUGCUUAAUACACAACACAUGAAAAUGA
Molecule: messenger RNA, 1472 nt
Organism: Daphnia pulicaria
Lineage: Eukaryota; Metazoa; Arthropoda; Branchiopoda; Diplostraca; Daphniidae
Product: trypsin alpha-like
Exons: 8
Coding region: 32-1183 (383 amino acids)
Biological process (GO): proteolysis
Molecular function (GO): serine-type endopeptidase activity
Source: RefSeq, a predicted model, not a curated record